This is a messenger RNA of Phycodurus eques (leafy seadragon), 1615 nucleotides long. It is a transcript of the gene rrad, whose product is annotated as Ras-related associated with diabetes. The record is from RefSeq and is a predicted model, not a curated record. Gene Ontology annotation, molecular function: calcium channel regulator activity; GTPase activity; GTP binding. The coding region runs from base 103 to 1035 and encodes 310 amino acids. The transcript is spliced from 5 exons. Lineage: Eukaryota; Metazoa; Chordata; Actinopteri; Syngnathiformes; Syngnathidae. Gene Ontology annotation, biological process: negative regulation of high voltage-gated calcium channel activity. Gene Ontology annotation, cellular component: plasma membrane.
AAUAAAGUGAGCGGCGACCACUGAAAGAAAGGCACGACUGCGGGAUUCCUGAACCAGGCAUCGUUGGAUUUAUUGGCAGCACCUAGACCUCUGUUUUAAGCAAUGACUUUGAACAAGAGCGACAAAUUGCGGAGCAUGGACAAGAGGAGAGGCAGCACGCCCUUCCCCGUGAACAUGGCCAACCUGCACCGCAGAAGCAUGCCGGUGGACGACAGGGACCUGCGCGCCACCGCCGUGCACCCGAGCGGACAAAACCACGAGCUGUCCAAGAUGCUGCGCUGCACCACCUACUCCCAGAACGAGCAGCACCGGGGCAGCUGCGCCAGCGACUCCUCGGACUCGGUCAUCUCCACCGGCAGCGAGGCCGACUCGCAGGUGCACAAGGUGGUUCUCCUCGGGGAGCACGGCGUGGGCAAGUCGAGCCUGGCGCGCGUCUUCGGCGGAGUUGAGGACGCUGCUCACGACUGUGACGAAGCAGGAAACUCCUAUGACAGAUCUAUUGUGGUGGAUGAGGAAGAAUCAGCUAUUGUGCUGUAUGACGUCUGGGAACAGGAUAACAGCCAGUGGCUAAAGGAGCAGUGCAUGAGGAUGGGUGACGCCUACAUCAUCGUGUACUCGGUGACGGACAAAUCAAGCUUCGAGAAGGCGUCGGAGUUGCGAAUUCAGCUGCGCAGGGCCAGACAGUCUGAAGAUAUUCCCAUAAUCCUUGUGGGCAAUAAGAGUGACCUGGUGAGGUCCAGAGAAGUGUCAGUUGAUGAGGGGAGUGCUUGUGCGAUGGUGUUUGACUGCAAGUUCAUAGAGACGUCGGCGUCCCUACACCACAACGUGCAGGACCUGUUUGAGGGCAUCGUUAGGCAAAUCCGCCUGAGGAAGGACAGCAAAGAGGAGAACGCUCGACGCAUGGCUAACUGCAGGCGGCGAGAGAGCAUCAGCAAGAAAGCCAAAAGAUUUCUGGGCCGCAUGGUUGCACGCAAAAACAAGAAGAUGGCUUUUAGGCAGAAGUCAAAGUCCUGCCAUGACCUCACAGUUCUUUGAGAACUACAUUGGACACAAAGACUUUCCAUCUUUUCUUGGCCUCGGAAGACCCAACGCUGUGUGUUUUCUAUUUGAACACUAACUAAAAUGGACUAAUAGAGCUGUACAGAAAUAUAUUUUUGAUCUUCAGACACCAAAAGCCAAGUCUAUAGUAGACGACAGACUUUACUUGUCAUAUCAUGUUAAUGGUGUUCAAGUGCAUGAAGCUUUGCCUAUUUAUUUCAUUUUGUCUGCCUUAACCCACAAAGGUUUUUUUUUUUUUCUAUUAGAUUGCAAAGAUUUCCUUUUCUAUUUUACUGAAAGGGAUCAUCGAUGUUAAAAUGGUACAAUGAAUGAUGCUGAAUGCAACAUACAUACAUCUCAUUAUGCACACGGCCAUAAAGCAUCACAAGUAUUCUGGAGUAAUAUUCACUUGAAGGACGGUACGCAGGUUCGUGCCUCAGUCAAGUUAAAAGAACCUGCAGCAUUAAGAGAAACUAUUGCAGUUGUUCUUUAACACUGAGUUCAAUUUGUGAAGCGGUAUGCUGUAUUUGUCUUGUAGACAUUCAGGUUUUCUUUGUCUUCGAUGUAUAUUUUUUUU